Monascus purpureus is the source of this 3625-nucleotide messenger RNA. NCBI's taxonomy places the organism in Eukaryota, Fungi, Ascomycota, Eurotiomycetes, Eurotiales, Aspergillaceae. The record is from the annotation of a GenBank genome assembly.
CUUGUCUCUUCUGUUAUAGACUAUAUCAGCAGCAAGUACCGAAUUAACUUCCUCUGUUUAUGAUUUUAUACGAACAUACCAUCGUACCUCGGGAGAAACUCAUCCCCGACCGUAUUUGGUCAGCGUUCAGGAACGGGGCAGUGUGAGCAUAGCCACAAGCACUGUUGCUCCUCCUCUCCCCGCAUGCUGUGUGUGCAACAUCUGGAUGCCACUGCGCGACCAGUUCUGAGGGCUAUUGGACAUGCGUGACUGAGCCGAAAAGCAUCGACAUGAUUUUUCUUAGUGGUUGUGGCCAAGUCAGGUGUUGAAUAUGGAGGAUGCCAGUUCGCCGCCUAGCUGUGAAGUAUCUGGCGUUCAGCGGUCCCCGGGUGCCGAUGAUGAUAACAAUGAUCAAAAUGCCCCCGAUCAUUUCCCACGAGCCAAUUCAUUUGGAGCAUACGAGAAUGACUGGGAGGAAACUCCUGCAAAGGGUCUAUCGCCUUUCGACCGCUUACCACCCGAAGUAAUCGAACGCAUCCUCUCUAUCGUGGACGCCAACGUAUUCGCAUCGUUGACCCUUCUAAAUCGAGAAUGGAGACGGAUUUCAGAGUCGCCAUCACUAUAUGCGCACCACUUAUCCCGGUGCUCGUCACCUUCUAUAGCUAGGAAUGCCAAUUCAAGUUCUGUUGGAGUCAAUAAUCUCGCAACUCUCAAACGCGAGUUUUUCGGUCAAAUGCGACGCAAUACGUUUGAAGUGUUUCUUAGGCCUCGCAGGACCCUCAUUAAGCUGAUAUCAUCAUCCAUAAGUUCUUCAACCGCUUUUCCCCACGGGGAGGCUCUUCGAUUUGCUUUUUCACCGAACAGUCAGGUGCUCCUAUGCCUAAGCUCUUCGAGGAUUUUCGUCCUUGACGUAGUUUCUGAACCUGCUGUUGUGACACACGAACUGAAAACCUUGAGAAGACCAUUAGGCGCUACAGUUUUAGAUGAUGGAUCGCUUCUGGCAGUUAUUUCGUCGAGGCACCAGGCCAACAUUUACAGCCUUUCGAAGCAAGAAGCAAAACAUAUUCAAGUUCUCAUGUUGGAUGAUACUCCACGGACGUUAACGUUAUCACCAACAGGAGGUGUGCUUGCUAUAGCCUAUGAUGAUAAAAUCGAAGUCUACGCUUUGGGGAAGGAUGCUCCUGCACCCCAAAGAAGAUCCGUGCGCUGCGCUGGAGUCGACUCAAUCUGCUUUUCCUCGGAUGAGACUAUGCUUCUGGGUUCGUCCGCCGAUUCCGAACAAAAUUGCAUAGUCACCAUCACGGCUCCUUUCUAUGCCGAGUUGGGAACAGAUAUGUCGCCUCAGGAUGUCCAAAUUCGGAUGUGGACGACACAGGUUUUAUUCCCUAAUGCCAUUUCAGGCUACAGCAAUGCUUGUUUGGUGCCUUCAUGCAUUGAGGGGGCGGACAGUUGGAUAAUGGCAUACGACAGGCAAAUAGGGUCUUUUAGGACAAUCAGGGUCAUUGACUCAAAGGACGGCGUUGCCCGUUUUGAGUGUCCGCUACCGAGCGAUGGGUCACCGGAAAGUUGCUCGCCGGCAACAAUACCUACUACCGACUCUAAGGGUGAAUUAGCAGCGGUGGGAUUCCAAGACAGCGUCUGGUUAUAUGGGGUACCGGAACGUUUUGACUCUUCUCCGGCAAGCCUGACACUUGGGUCAUCUGAAGCGUUAACUGAUAACCAGAAUAAUAACCUAUCUCUCUCCGGUUACUCACCGGAUGAAGAAGCGCCUGUUACGGCAGAUCAUAGCUCUGAGCCGGCGCAGGUAAUUAUCGGCCGACAGAAGACGCUGAUUAGAGGACACAAGAUAGCCGAUAUUCCAGGAAUUACGGAAGCUCGCUGGAUACGGCCAACGCAUUCGAUGCCAAGCGGCGAAUUCAGUCUUCAUAGACUCGUUGCCGUGGCCCCUGGAGGCCUUAGCCCUCCCACUUUGGGAGAUGAAGAUGUACCUGUUGAUACUGGAAGAGUGCUUAUUUUGGACUUCGGACGUUCCGCCCGAGAUGGUGAGAUGCUGGAGGUUAACAUUGAACUUGGAGAGUCGGAGCCCCUGAUGCUUAGAGAACAGAGCCCCAGCAUGGAGGUAGAGAUCGAACUUGAGAGAACUAGGUCACGUUUACAUCGAAGUGGCCUUAGUUCACGUACCAACCCCAGCCAACAUCCUUCAAGAUCUGCUGUUCGAAAUUCUUACCCUGCCACGCAUGGUGAAAAUCAGAAAUUGCAAAAUCUCGGGGAUAACUCCUACAUGCAAGGAACUGCAGAUGAUGCGGGCCCAGAUUAUGCUCCCUCUCUUGUCGAUAUGCCUUAUAGUAAUACCCAGCCUCGGUCUCACGAUACCCUUCGUCGUGCUGCUACAGCAGCAGCGACUACUUACGGGCGAUACAAUAACCGAUACCGUGACCAGUCUGGGCUGGAGGUACCCGAGGAAAAUCAAGAGGAUAAUUGGGUGCCGCCUCCGCCUCCCUACACUCGCGAGCCCGUUACUCCGUUCCCAGACGGUGUCAGAAGUGGUUUUCUUCCAAGUGAUACAUAUCCUGCUUGGAGUAAUGGCAAUAUGCUGCCGAGAGCCGGUGCGGCUGGCAGUGAUCGAUUGAACAACGCAAUGCAAAACCUUCCAUAUUUGCAAACCAGUCAGAGAUCAAACACUAUAACGGGCUCCAGAAUGGCUACUGCGGAAAGAAGUGACCUAGUCGAGCCUGCGAUCAGUGCGGAGAGUUCAAGGCGAGGCCUUCUCCAGGAUCAUGCACAGCCGCUUCUUGUUGAUAGACCUGGGUCUCAUGGGUCCGAGUCACAAGUGCAGCACCAGCACUUUGCCUCAGGAGAGACCCUAGCCGAAAUCCUGUCACCCGUACGCAUCUCAGGUUCGACGUUCCAAGCAGCGCCUCAUAAUCCGACUCUCUCUCUCCCUCGACUAGAACCCCACGAUGUGGUGCACCAACGAUCUUCCCAUAUCUAUACUGCUCAUCACACCUAUUCUUUGUCGUCUCCCGAUCUUCCCCUCCCGACUACAGAUGAUUUUCCCCAGGAUAUGGUUCCACAACAGACCGCCGGGUUCGCAGCUACGUUCCAAGGCUGGGCAGAACCAUAUUCACAGUAUCAAGAGAACGAACUUCUUCAUCCUCGAAUAGGAUCUCUACGCCGUCGAGUGUCUACGGACCCGACUCCCUCAUCGCUUCAGCAGGAUCCUAACGAGGAGUGGCGACGACGCAUUGAGGAAUGGAAUGAACGAACGAUCCGUGAGAGAAGCAGGAGAAACAGGACAAGAUGUGUUGUGAUGUGAUGUUAAUGUUGGUGUACUCGGUCUAUAUGGUUCCUUCCUUCUGUAAAUGACUGGUUUUUGGGAAUAUACGGCGUUUAUAAGUUGGGUUCCUUGGAUAACAGACUUCUUUGCAACUACGGAGCACCGUAGAUAUAUAUAGGUUGAAGUGAAGAAUGAUUGUUGAUGCUUCAGUCCAGAACAGUUUAUAGUUACUUGACGGUUGUGAAUAAGCCGCCCGAUGCGGAAUUGGUAGCCGCCAGAGCUCGUCUAGAGACAGGAGGAAAUGAAAUGGCUGCGACUACUCAAGUACAAUGACGGCAGAGAAGAGACAUGGCUACUUUUUAUUGUGGA